This is a messenger RNA of Amphibalanus amphitrite, 2314 nucleotides long. Its product is annotated as rab-like protein 3. Gene Ontology annotation, cellular component: endomembrane system. The transcript has a single exon. Gene Ontology annotation, molecular function: GTPase activity; GTP binding. Gene Ontology annotation, biological process: intracellular protein transport. Lineage: Eukaryota; Metazoa; Arthropoda; Thecostraca; Balanomorpha; Balanidae. The record is from RefSeq and is a predicted model, not a curated record. Bases 1123 to 1803 code for a protein of 226 amino acids.
UCCCCUCUCAAUGCCUUCUACACAAUGAUUGUCAUGUGGUUUGUGCAAGUGAAUUUCCAUAGCCUUGAUCAAAUUGCCCUAGGCGCCCUGUUUUCAUCAUCAUCCUGCAUUUAAAUGAUGCCUGAUUUUAUGACAUGCUUAAUGAUAAUCAAAGAUAUGUUCAGAAAUCAAAUGGCACCAUCAGUGCAAACUGCAUGUCACUAUUUCAAUACUUUUGUGACCUGAAGGGUGAAAGGGCAAAAAACAUUUUGAUUUAGCAUGCACUCUGCAGGCUGUGCUGCUACAGUGAUUACCCCAGCUAGCAGCUUAACACCUGCUUUUCAUCCUAAUUCUUCUGUUUUCUCCUGAAAGGAGGAAGAAUCAGUAAUGAGCAGUGCCAAUGACAAUGCAUAGUUACAGUCAAUAUGGCAUGCAUCAACAUGGAAGGGGGUGGAGAUUUGACUGCUCAUUCCACUAUAGUGGUGUGACUCCAUGCUAAUUGUUCAACAAGGAAAUGAAGCAAGCUGAGGAUCAUGCAAUGGUAGAUCUGUGUGACUCAGAUAGUACCUAAGCAUUGCAAUGCUAUUUUAGUUCAAUGGGCCAUUGAUCUUAAUCUUGCAGUACCUACCUACCUACGUCCUCAUUAGUCAUUAUCCUUUUGCUCAUUUAAUAUUGUUUUUUCUCUUUAUUUUACUUAAUAAACAAAAAGGGGCCUAUUCGUUCCAGAAUCCAGAUUGGUUAGCAUAGUAAGCUGAAGAUAAGACCACUUUUGCAUCCAUUAUUCGAUGCCAAUCAGGUACCUACCUUGCUAAUUUUGAGGGAAUUAUAGGUCAUUGCCAUUUCAAUUUGAGCUGCUAGCCAUUUAUUUUAUGAAGUUAUAUGCAAUAAGGUAUUUGUGCAGUUCCAUUUAACAAUUCAAUGCUACAGUACAUAACUGUUUCUAUUUGAUGGCACUGCACUACCUGCCACAUGUCAUGAUCAUUGAUCAAUAUUGAACUAUUACCAAGGAGAACAUAAAUCUGUUUUUUUUUUUCAAUCAUACACUAUGUAUUGACCUUUUCUGGGGAAUUAUCAUGGGUUAGCAUUCACCUUUGAUUCAUUUAGGAGUUAUUACAUACAAGUGAACUUGAGAGUUAGAUCAGCAUGAGUGACAUGGAGACAGUGAAAGUGGUAGUGGUUGGUGACUCCGGUGUAGGCAAGACAUCAUUGGUACACCUAAUCUGCCAAAAUGAGCCAUGUGCCAAGCCAUCGUGGACGAUCGGCUGUGCGGUGGACGUCCGCAUUCACGAGUUUCGCGAGGGCCUGCCGGAGCAGCGCACGUACUGUGUCGAGCUGUGGGACGUGGGCGGCAGCGCGGCGCACGCCAACACCAGGCGCGUCUUCUACGGCGGCGCGCACGGCGUCAUACUGGUGCACGACCUCAGCAACCGCAAGACGCAGAACACGCUGGCCGGCUGGCUGGCCGAGGUGCUGAGCCGCGACGCCGGCGAGUCGGCCGCCUUCGACCCGGAGACGUUCGCCGGCUCGGCCACCGCCCAGCUGCCCGUGCUGGUGGUGGCGUGCAAGCCGGACCUGUCCGACCCGCGGCGCGCCGCCCACCUCCAGCGACAGGCGUCCCGGUUCGCCGACGAGUGCGGCGCCCAGGAGAUCACCGUCGACUGUCUGAGCGCCCGUUCGCUGGCGGCGGGCAGCAGCAACGCCGUCAAGCUGAGCCGGUUCUUUGACAAAGUGAUUGAGCGCCGCUACCAGCGGGAGCCGGUGACCCAGCACUGGGAGCGGCGCCGGCCCGGGCCGCCCGUCAGACACUCGUACCGUGACUACUGACCGGCUGAUGGCUGCGGGACACGGAGACCGCGGACUGGAGGCUACCGUGUUUGAUGUGGUGACGAGCGUGGAGAGCAUUUCUGGGUGUUUGGACGCUAUUGGUGCCUGGACUGCAUGGGAAGAAUUUAACCAAAGUGAUUUUAUUUACCUAAAUAGAUAAGUGUUUUUAGCAAUUUAUGGGGUUUCACAUGAUCGGUGAUUGUCAUUUGUUGAGACGAGAAAAGAAGAGUUUGAGGGUCAGUUUGCUGUGAUAAUCGUACCGGUGAUACUGACGGUACUACAUAUCAGACUGAUGCGUUACAUUGUGCCCUUGCCGUGGAUAUGUUGGAGUUCAGUGGUCAUGUGAGAAGCGUCUUCCAUAUAUGACAUUGGUGCACGCUGUCGAUUAUCAUCCCUCGUAUUCGCUCGAGUCUGUGUCUGCGCCGCUGCGCUCCAACCGCGUGAGCUGCCCGGCGAGCGGCCGUUCCGACCCGCUGACGACCCGGACCGUGCCGACCAGCCGCGCCGGCAG